Molecule: messenger RNA, 4698 nt
Organism: Paracoccidioides brasiliensis Pb18
Exons: 1
Coding region: 1-4698 (1565 amino acids)
Source: RefSeq, a predicted model, not a curated record
AUGACGUCCCACAAAUUUGAUCGUGGGCGGAGUCUAAGACAGGAGGAAGUGACGGAUCCUCCUCAGAAUGUCCUAUCGUCUAGGAUUCCGGGUGUACCGAAUUCCAACCAGUAUGUUUCUACGGCGACUAGAUCCCAGGUAUCCAGGCCAUCUCUACCUUCUAGAAAUAGACGGGGAUCGUCCGUAUCUGUAGGCGAGGAAGCAAAUCGAACGCGGAUUCCGAUACCCCACAGGACAAAAAUUUCGUCAAAGGAAAAUGACCGGUCAAUAGGAAUUCCCCAACCCUCAAAAACUGGCUCAGCUCUGGCACCCAGCCCAAUACUAUUGAUGAGCAAGAUGGCUUCGCCUGCGCAUCUUCAAUCGAAGCCAGAUUGUGCGGUAUCUGCUAGGGCUGGAAAGUCUUCAGCAGAGGGGCGGUCCCGAAAUGUUUUGCGGAGAAAAGCUCCCUCAAUAGAACAGUACACUGGGCGAAGUAGGGCAAAAUCAAAUCCGUCAAAGUCUGGUGCUUUUGGACCGAACACUUCUCUAUCGAAUAUGGAAGAUAGCAAGGCAUUGAACUUAGAACCCCGUUCCUUAGGAGAACCUCAGAAGAGUAUCAGCCAGGGUCAAGCGCAGCAGGCGCCACCCCUAUCAGUGCCUCUACCAUCAACAAUUCAACUGCAGAGCAGGACUGGCGAAACCUAUGUCACUCAUGUCCCAAAAGAAAUAACUGGACCCACAAGAGCUGUAAAUACAACCAACCUUCCACCUCCAACCCCCAAUUUUGCCUCCACCAGCAGUCCUUCCACUAGAUGCUCCGAAUCGCCUGGGCCAUGGAGUAGUAGGACGUCCACUCCAACAUCAAUGUCUUCAUAUUCUCCUGGAAUCACACAGCCAACAAAGGUUGGAUCCCGAUUACGACAACCGAGUCCAUCUAUGUCUAGAAGCCCUUUGCCUCGACAAUCCACUGCCCCUGUCCCUGCAGCUGUCACCAUAAAUAAGGACGCGAUGGCGUUUUAUCCAAGAACACCACGUAAAAGUCAGACUCAUCCUCCUUUGGCAUCAACGAAAGCUGAGAAGCCUGAAAGGCACUAUGUUGUUGAGAAACAAAAGAAAUUUGAUGUUCCCUCUGAUGUUCACCUGCCUCUAAAAUCGUCCAUUAAGUUCAAUUCUGCGAAGUCAAAGGAAGACGAUGUCACUCCAAAGCCCAGUGCCGACUCAAACAAGCAGGAAGAAAAGCAGAAUAUCGAACCAUGUCAAAGCAAGUUUGAAAAGGCUUCUCGUGUCCCCCUUCCGGCGUCGACCCUCCCGCCAUCUAGGCCUAGUCGUGCAGGUACAAGUGGCCUGGAACUCAAACCCUCUCCAGUAAUCCAGAGUAACAUCACCAACCUGAAACACUUGGGACAUAAACGACAAGCAUCUAGCGACCACACAUAUCGCAAGCAUAAUCCCACUCGCCAUAUCAAUUCAUCAACGGAAUCGCUACAGUCAAAAGUUUCAACCCCGAUAACUAAUCGAUAUGUGUCCCCUUAUUCCGCUAGCGGCCAGAAAUUGUCAACAAAGGAUUCGUUAUCUCACACGAAAGUAGUUGCCAAAGACUCUAAGAAGCCCAAAGAAUCUGCAUCAACAUCUGGCACAAGGCGGUUUGGAAUAUUUUCCAGGAAAGCAAAGACAGAUCCAGAAGUUAAUGCGCCCGAUGGUAAGGAUAAGCCCAGCCGACGCGGACCAGCUGCAGGAACAGGCCAUGAAGGGUAUGGAAGGUACGCCCAACGUGGCCGAAGAUCCAGUAUAAGCAGCGUUAACGGAAGAGCAAGAUCCCUAAGCACGGCUGUUUCGACGAGAAAAGGCAGCAAUGCUAGUCGAACAGAGUCGGAAAUGGAUGACUUCUUGCUAGAUCGUCUCGAGCCGGUCAUCAUCAGUGGAGGAGGCGUGGAUGGAGAAGAGCUACGUCGAACCCAAAGCGAACAGAGCGCAAGUGGUGUGAGCGUCGCCUCAACAAUAUAUUCACAGCCGAGCGUGCAAUUUUCGAAACCCGUCGGAGACUCUUCUGAAUCGCUGGCCUCACACGAAACUUUUGACCCUUUGCUUCAAAGACUGAACCAAAAGGAGAAGAAACCCGGCUUAGUUAAUUGUCGUUCUUUCGGCAAGCCACAGGCUUUUGGAGCUAAGAAAGACACGACUGCGCAACUAUCUGUAAAUACUGAUGUGCUAACAUCACGACCUUCUAUUGACAGUUGUAAUACCAGCCAAACAUCUUUUUCCCAGACCAGCGUGUCUAUUGCUAUGAAUGAUCGAGUUCAGGACAAAACGGACGUGAAGAAACCCGACAAGAGAGGAAGGUGGAAUUUUUUUCAAAGAAGCCACCACACCUCGCGAAAGGGGUCCACUCCUCAGCCAAGCUCAAGCGCUGAAGUACCGGUGGCAAUAUCUAAGCUUCCUUCUAGGCAAAUUGCUCACUAUGCCCUUCUCGAGGACGAAUACAUCGAUUCAGAGUCUCUCAAGGAAAUUUUUCAAAGAAUCGAGGAAUCACCGCCAACGGAGGAGGACGAUCAAACUGAAGAAGUUCCUCUUGGGCUUGGAUUGAAACAACCGCACGGCCAUUCUGUUCUGCUUCCAUCUCCACCUCUCUUAGGUGGAUACACUUUUGAAAAGCCUCAGUCAUCACCUCCAAAGGUAUUUUUCAAUAAAAAUAUCUACGGAGAUAAACCCAAAACAGAUGCUCAGCCGAGAUCUGACGAUGUUCGACAACAACAACAACAACGACGACAACGGUCUAAUCGACUCGCACCAGUUGGACGAAUUCCCCAGGUUGUCUCCAGCCGAGAAGAGCAAGCAACCUCACCUAUCCCUUCAUUUUCUCGCCCUUUCAGUAGGAUUGAAAUCCCUUCCUUAACCUCCACAGCCAAUUCCCAACCUACACUGUUUUAUAAUCCUGGUCGCCCUCCCACAGGUUCUCAGACGGAAGUUCUCCCAAGCGAGGAGUUCUAUCCAGGGUCCGCAAUUUUAUAUCCCUCUGCCCAAGUCUUGUCUGGUAGCAAUUCUAGCUACAACCGAAAGGAUCACGAAUUUUUGGCUUUCCCUAGGAGGAAAUCAGUCACUUCGGGAUCCAGCAGCUCAGAGGGCCGUGUGAGCCUAACUGCGAUAGCUGCCGUAGAGCCACGACUAUAUUCAAAACUAAAUGAAGAUGAGAUUUGGAACGAAUAUGAUGAGUUUAUCGAUACGGUGCUGUCUCCUAAAUCGCCUCAUAAAGCUAGAAGGUCGACUCCUUCCCAAAAGUCCUUUAAAAUGGCCACCCGUGCCAGCAAGACCCUUCAGGAGGAACUUAACGGACUAAGCAACACCAAUUAUCUUCUUGCCAGCCCUUCUGAAUAUUCAAACUUGCAUCGAUCAAUGUCCUCUGCAAGGUCAAGCGGUAGCUUGGUCCACCUGCGUAGAUCCAUGAUACUCUCAGCUCUUCAUUCGUCCAUGACUCCAUCCACCACCGUGUCCUUCAUCGAUCCUUACGGUCGUUAUAACAAUAAGAAUAGUGCAGAGUUGGUCAACCAGGGCGAUUUAUUGCACGUCCGACAGGCGGGUUCAGAAUCGGAUACGAUUAGAGAAUCUUCAUUUUCCACGCCUAGGAACAACGAGGCGGGUCGUCGUAAAAAUACAAUGCUUCUAGAUAUAGCAGAGCGGGACAGGAACGGUACAAUCGCACAAACAAACCUUCGUUCAGGCUCCCUCAUGACAAGUCGUUGGUUAUCAUUUGGACGAGUACUUUUCAGCCCGGCACAUAAUCACCUUCAAGAACAAGAUCAAGAUCGAGGCCGAGUUCUUGUUAUCGAUGGGCUGGGAAAUGACGAUUGGUCAUUUUACUGUGCCCUGACCUAUCCCUCUGCGACUGUGUAUAGCCUUGGAUUUUUAGCGCCUUCCGCCAGUUCCAAUAAUCCUGCAGCUUGGAAACCUCCUGCUAAUCAUCGAACUAUCCACCAUGAUGAUAUGGAAAAUCCAUUUCCGUUUCCGAAGGGCUUUUUCAUUGCAUCAGUUAUUCGAUUCCCAGCAGCAUGCUCUGACGCCGGAUUGCGAGCUACUAUCUCGGAGUGCAAGCGCGUCUUACGACCGGGUGCCUAUCUUGAAAUGAAUAUCAUGGACCUUGACAUGGUGAACAUGGGGACUAGAACUCGAAAGGCUGUUCGCAUGCUCAAGGAACGUAUAUGUAUGGCAGAUCCAAGCAUAAGCCUCAAACCAGCAAGCGAUAACAUUCAGAGGCUACUCGGAAAGCGAGGGUUUGAGAAUUUGAAUCGAUGCAUGGUUGGCAUACCAGUUGCGGGUACUCUUUUGAGUUCGUCUGAUACGUCCAGUUCCAGCCGGUCAACCAUCGCAACACUCCCCACACCGACAAAUCCCUAUGGGCUUAAUUCUGCGUCUACCACUAAAGGUAACCGUAGAUCGAGACGACCUCCAUCGGAUGACCCCGGCGUUUCUCUCGGUGAUCUUCUUUCUGACUCAAACCCUUCCGAGUCCAAUGAUGAAUCCAUUGCCAAAAUGGUAGCCAAAGUUGCCCGUUGGUGGUAUACUCGCUGCUACGAGGCUUUCAUACUCCCUGACGGAAACCCGGAUUACAGUAUCUGGGCUGAUAGGAGGGUACUUCGAGAAUGCCAAAGGCGUGGAACGGGUUUUCGGUUAUUGAUUGCUUAUGCGCAAAAUCCAAGUGGACCUAGAAGGACAGCAAGUGUUUGA